ACCGGGUCUUCUCAUCUCCCUCCUCACCCGACGACCUCCCUCGGUCGCCGACACCGUCGCCUCCCCCUGUCCCCGGCGGAGCUCCCUCGCUCCCAUCUCGUCCUACUCCGCCGGUUGCCAAUCUCUGCCACUUCCCUAUCGACGACAACGCCGGACAGAUCGAGCGGAUCCGAGCCACCGCCGGCCUGAUCUAAGCCCCAGUGUCGGACUGCGCCACCGGCCGCGCUCAUCCGCUUCCUGUGCUUCCGUGGCUCGUCCUCCCCUCCUCGAUUUCCGUCCCUUCGUUCCCCGUGGCUUGUCCGCCUGCUCCAGUCCUCCUCGAACCGCCGUUCGCCACUUCCUCCACCGCCGUGUCGCCGCCACGGCCCGCCAGCGGAGGGCCCGCCACGGCCGGCCAGCACAGGGCUGGAGCUCCCUGCGUCACCAUCACCUGCGGGCUGCGGUGGCCUUCACCGGCGCGAGACGAAGAUCAGGAGCAGAGAGUAAGGGACUUAGGACUUCACCUGCCUGACAAUUGCCCUGCCUCAUUUUUCUCGUGUUAGAAACUAAAGACAAACCCAGAGAAAAACAUCAUUAUCCACUCAAACACAUUCCCUAGCCUGAAGCAUUUUGAUUUCCGUUGUGAGCUGUCACUCCUCACUUUCGAGCCAGCCACAAUGCCACAGCUAAAGAGGCUGAAGAUACUACUUGAUGGUCGUGGACAAGGUGCAAUGCAACUGCAAGAGGGCAGUCCAGUUGGUGGGAUCGAGCACCUUGCUAGCCUUGAAGAGAUCUCCAUGUAUAUAUAUGCCAAAUGUGAUCAUGGGUCUAAAAUCGAAUCUGCAUGCAGAGACACCAUCAGCAGGCAUUCUAAAAGUCAAGCCAUACAGAUUCAUGUAGACUGUAUAUGAGUUUAAUGGAAAUGGAAAUGGCAGAAUAUUGCUGGGAUUAGUGGAGGAGGAUAAAUAUGCAAUAGUACCAGGCAGUCAAGAAGACUAAAAAUGCUGGAUUACUGAUCGCCUACUCCUACGUGGCGUGCAUGUGUUGACAAGCGUCAACAAGAAACACCCUUUUAUAAAAAAGCUUCCUUUCUUAAAAAUAUCUCAUUUCCAUGUUAUCCAGAGCUCCCAAAUAAUCAUUAAAAAAAGGAAGGCUCAAACUUGAGUUAGCCGAGUGAGCACCCUCAGAACUAGUCACCAUUGAAUUUUUAUUAAAGCAUUGUAAUUCACGGGGAAUCCUAGAAGACAAAGCAAGAGAGACGAAUCUGUGGUGCAUUCUGUUUGUCCUUUGGCCAAUCUCCAUGAUGGACGUUUCAACUUGGGUGUGGAUCCCAAUGACAAAAAUGAAUUGUGCAGAUUUCUGCAUCAUAAGAACCUCCACCACCCAGUUACAUGGAAAUUCCACUAAACCACUGCACUCAAAUGCAGAGCACAAACCACCUCACACCAUUGCCCCUGCUAGAGGGGGGCUAGCUAGGGGGUUGAGAUGGCAAGCAUGGUGGUGAGUGCUUUCACUGGGGUGCUGAGCUCGCUCCUCUCCAAGCUAUCAGUGCUGCUCAGUGAUCAGUACAUGCAACGCAAGGGGGUCCGAAGAGAUAUCGAGCUCCUCAGCUGUGAGUUGACUAAUAUGAAUGCUGCACUGGAGAAACUAGCAGACAUGGAGAAGCUUGAUGGCCAAACAAAGGUUUGGAGAGACAAGGUUCGUGAGAUGGGCUAUGAUAUUGAGGAUUGCAUUGACAUUUUCAUGCACCAGCUUGGCCAAGGAGAUGAUAAGGAUGGCUUGUUUCACAAGAUUGCACGCAAGAUUAGGGAAUUGCGACUGCACUAUCAGCUUGCAAACAUGAUUCAAGACAUCAAAGCUUGUGUGGAGGAGCAGAGUAAAAUAAGAGAUAGAUACAGGAUUGAUGAGUCUAUCUCAACGUCUCGAGUGGUGGUGGAAGUUGACCCAAGGCUCCCUGAAUUGUUUGAGGAUGCAAAAAGGCUUGUGGGUAUUGAUGGUCCACGGGAGGAAAUCACCAAAUUGAUGAUUGAAGAAGGUGGCAGUCUUUCUGGACAAAUUAAAGUGGUGUCCAUCGUGGGUUUUGGUGGCCUUGGCAAGACAACACUUGCGAACCAAGUACACGCUAAAAUAAAAAAUGAGUUUGAAUGUUCGGCGUUUGUGUCCGUCUCUAGAACUCCCUACAUGCCAAAGAUUUUAAAGGAUAUACUGUAUGGAAUUGGAUUUGAUGGUAAGGAAGCGGAAGAUGACGUCCAAAAGCUUGUCAAAAUCCUCAGAGCACAACUCACAAAUAAGAGGUACCUUAUCAUAAUUGAUGACUUAUGGAGCACCAGAGAUUGGCGCACUAUUGAGUGUGCUUUUGUGGAGAAUAAUAAUGGCAGUAGAGUGAUAACUACGACACGCAUUCAAGAUGUUGCCACAGCUUGUUGCUAUCCAAGUGGAGGCCAAGUAUUCCAGAUGCAACCCCUUAAUGAGCUUCAGUCAAGUAUGCUGUUUUUCAAAAGGUUAUUUGGCACACAGGAUGGUUGCCCCCAACAAUUUAGAAAGAUUUCAAAUGACAUGUUGAGGAAAUGCAAAGGUGUACCAUUGGCAAUUACUAGCAUCGGAAGCCUUUUGGCUAACCAAAGCAUGCAUGUCGAGAUAUGGGAGAAGAUACAUAAUUCAAUAGGUUCAGAGCUGGACACAAAUCCUACACUGGAAUGGAUGAGGCAGGUGCUUAGUCUUAGCUACAAUGACCUGUCCCAUGAGCUCAAGACAUGCUUGCUAUAUCUUGGUGCAUAUCCUGAAGACUCUGUAAUUCAGACAAAUGUUUUGGUGAGAAAAUGGAUAGCCGAAGGAUUUGUUAGGAAAAGGCAUGGUUUAGAUCUGGAGGAAGCUGCUGAAAAUUGUUUGAACGAACUCAUCAACAGAAGUAUGAUCGAACCAUGCUUCAAUGCUCAUGGUGAGGUGCAGGCAUGUCAAGUUCAUGACCUAAUGCUUGAUCUUAUUAUAUCGAAGUGCAAAAAUGAAAACUUCAUUACUAUAAUUGAUAGGAACUUCACCAUGAUUGGAGCACUGGAAGUUCGUCGGAUCAGCCAUCAGUUUCAUAACAGAGACAUAGCCCUGGUAUUUGAGAGGAUGAGUCAAUCACAAAUUCGGUCAUAUAAGUUCUUCCCUGCAGCUGACUGCAUGCCUCCACUUUCGAAGUUUGAGCUCUUGAGAGUUUUGGACAUGGACCAGCGGGGCUCAUAUGUGCGGCCAGAAUCUAUGUGCCUUGAUUUAUCUGCUAUAAAUAACCUUUUUCUGCUGAGGUAUCUGAGAGUCCAGGGCUUUCGUUUGGUGCUGCCAAAGAAGUUUGGGAAACUGAAAUAUUUGAUGACUCUAGAUAUUGAAUCCACAAUAUUGUGCCCCUUGGACCAAUUCUCAGAUUUUACUUCUUUGUCAUCUUUAAGGCAUCUCACUCUUCCAAGACAAUUUGGAAAUGUAGUGUGGAUAAAUGGGCUUAGCAAGCUGUGCAACCUACGCACACUGAUCCAUUUUUACAUCAGGACAAGUAAUUCCAUACGUUGCAUCAGAGAUCUUGGUGAGCUGACCAGUCUUAGGGAGCUUGAUGUGAGUUAUUACUCUGGGCCAGGUGACGUAGAAGAUGAUCCUGACACAAUUCUGUCUGCCUCUCUUGACAAGCUUGGCAACAGCAACCUCCGUCUUCUGUAUUUUCAUAAGUUUCAGUUUGAUGGCAGGCCCCUCUCAACACAGUUCUGGAGUAAUUUCAUCACAUGUCCACAGCAUCUGCAGAGGCUUCGUUUGACCGGACAUAUAAUACCCAAGGUCCCGAAUUGUAUUGUGCAUGCUGGCAGGUUGGCCUAUUUGGAAGGACUACGAGUCGAGGAGCUUGGGCGUGAUGGCAUCCAGGUUCUUGCACAGUUGCCCUGCCUCAUCUACCUCGAGUUAAGAGCUAAAACAAUCCCAGAGAAAAACAUCAUUAUCCACCCAAACACAUUCCCUAGCCUGAAGCAUUUUGAUUUCUCUUGUGGGCUAUCGUUCCUCACUUUUGAGUCAUCCGCGAUGCCACGGCUACAGAUACUGAACAUAGAUCUUGAUGCUUGUGAAGAAGAUACAAUGCAACUGCAAGGGGAAGUCCAGUUGGUGGCAUCGAGAAUCUUGCUAGCCUUGAAAAAAUCUACUUGUUCAUACGAGUCAAAUGCGAUCAUAGGCAGUCAAGAAGACUAAAAGUAGUGUCCGCAUGCAGAAAAGCCAUCAGAAGGCACCCGAAAAGUCAAUCCAUGCUGAUUAGUGUAAACUGUAACGAGUUUGAAGAAAUUGGACAUGACUUACGGGGGAGCCAAGAAGACUAAAAAUUGUUCUGAGAUUUGUGUCUUGUUAUAUUUUUGAACCCUGAUCAUGUUUGCUCUGGCCUUUCCUAA
This is a messenger RNA of Sorghum bicolor (sorghum), 4379 nucleotides long. RefSeq names its product disease resistance protein RPP13. Gene Ontology annotation, biological process: defense response to other organism. The transcript is spliced from 3 exons. The record is from RefSeq and is a predicted model, not a curated record. Gene Ontology annotation, molecular function: ADP binding. The coding region runs from base 1465 to 4185 and encodes 906 amino acids. Lineage: Eukaryota; Viridiplantae; Streptophyta; Magnoliopsida; Poales; Poaceae.